AGGGAGUAAGGGGUUAAAAUAGUGUUAGGUAUAGAUGGGCGGGGGGCUUACCGCACAGGGAGUAAGAGCGAUUGGAGCUGCAACUCCAGCAUCUUGCCCUCUCGCCCUUGUUUUAUGGUGGACGUCUUGGAUGGCUUUAGUUUGGAUUCCAGUAAAACCAUGCCCUGUAAAGGUGAAAUGUUUCAUAUAUCUUCCCCUUUCCUGAGAUUUCCUGUGCUGACAUACACAAACAGUAACUACAUGACAGAUAUUGCAGCAAAUACAAGGGGAGGAGAAUAGAAUUUGGAAUUUCCUCCUUCCUUUCUGGGAUAAUGAUAAAUCUGGAGGUAUAAGAGAAAGCAAUCUGCACAAGCUGAGGAGAGCAAAUCAUUUUCCCUGUUGCCAGCUCAUCAAAACUGUGAACAACCUCCAACAUGCAGAGCCAGAGAAAUUCACUGUACAUGAUUGGACUUUUUCUGCUUUUAUCUCAUUGCUUUCCUGAGUCAUAUGGAGGUUCAGCAAUGAGGGAGCUGCGUUGCCAAUGUAUCACUACUGUAUCAACCCCCUUUCAUAAAAAACACAUUCGUUCCUUGGAAGUUUUUCAAAAGGGUCCUCAUUGUCCCAGGGUGGAAGUAAUUGUGACAUUACGCAAUGGAUUCCAACACUGUUUAAAUCCAGAUGCCAAGUGGUUAACCGCUGUUGUCAAAAAGAUUCUCAAAAGGAGUUCACAGAAGAAAUGAAGACCCAGAGUUCCCCUGAGUUUCUUUAUUAUUUUGUUUUGUCAAAGGUAUAAACCCCUAUUGCAGUCCCUCUUUCAUUCAGCAGUCUAUAAAUUUUCAAUAAACAAUAUCUGGUGGCAUAACCACUGUAGGGGUAGAAGGUGCAGCUACACCCUGGCCCAUUGGGGAUAUUUUGUUGCAAUCUCCUACAAGAUUAUGCAACCAUAUGAGUUUUUGCAGAGGUGUGUGUGAGGGGGGGGGGGGAGGUUUGCCCCAGGGACUGUGGAUUUAGUUACACCACUGACAGAAUCGACUUAACAACCUGGUAUUGGAAUGGGCCACAGACGAAGUCAGAACACACAGAUAUGAAGAGACAUGUAUGUAAUGAAAAAUGUUCAGAACAUUAACAGAAGAAACGCUAAAAAUUGUUCCCCUCUUUUCCUAUGGUUUUAUCACAUGAAUAUGAAUCAGCUUUAUUUUAAUGUAGCACCAGUGUUUGGGGGAAAAUACAUUUUGUAAUAUAUCUAAUAAUGGCUAUGACUUUGAUUAUUGUUAUUUUUCAUAUAUUUACUUUUAGUCAAAGAUGUUAUCUAAACCUUCCUAGCACUCCAAAAUAUAAAGUGGCAUAAAUGCGUGUUGGAAACUUGAUACCACUCGCCCAGGACUUAGGCAAUAAAAGUGAUUUGUUAGAGCAAAACUGAUUGAUUUAUUAGAGCAAAACUGAUUGAUUGAGUGUGGUAUCAAGUUUCCUGUGAUCAUUGGUGUUAUAUACUGCAACCAGG
Xenopus laevis (African clawed frog) is the source of this 1480-nucleotide messenger RNA. It is a transcript of the gene cxcl2.L, whose product is annotated as C-X-C motif chemokine ligand 2 L homeolog. The coding region runs from base 414 to 719 and encodes 101 amino acids. The transcript has 5 exons. Lineage: Eukaryota; Metazoa; Chordata; Amphibia; Anura; Pipidae. The record is from RefSeq and is a predicted model, not a curated record.